AUGACAGGAAAUCAGACAUGGGUCACGGAAUUCAUCCUCCUAGGAUUCCCACUCAGCCCAAAGAUGCGGGUGCUCCUCUUCGGGCUCUUCUCCCUGUUCUUUGCCUUCACCCUGCUGGGCAACGGGGUCAUCCUGGGGCUCAUCUGGCUGGACUCUAGACUGCACACCCCCAUGUACUUCUUCCUUUCACACCUGGCCAUCGUGGACAUUUCAUAUGCUUCCAACAAUGUCCCAAAGAUGCUGGCAAACCUUCUGAACAAGAAAAGAACUAUCUCUUUUGCCCCAUGCAUAAUGCAGACCUUCUUAUACAUGGCUUUUGCUCACACUGAGUGUCUCAUCUUGGUAAUGAUGUCGUAUGAUCGGUACGUGGCGAUCUGCCACCCCCUGCAUUACUCUGUCAUCAUGAGCUGGAGAGUGUGCACUAUUCAGGCCAUCACUUCCUGGGUCUGUGGUUCCCUCCUGGCCCUGGUCCAUGUGGUUCUCAUCCUGAGACUGCCCUUCUGUGGGCCUUGUGAAAUCAACCACUUCUUCUGUGAACUCCUGUCUGUCCUCAAGCUGGCCUGUGCUGACACCAGCCUUAACCAAGUUGUCAUUUUUGCUGCUUCUGUGUUUAUCUUAGUCGGGCCCCUCUGCUUGGUGCUGGUCUCCUACACACGCAUCCUGUUCUCCAUCCUGAGGAUCCAGGCAGCUGAGGGCAGUGGUUGUGGCAGCUGCAAAGUCUCUCCACUCCUCAGUGAUGCCGUUAGCCUUCCAGCCACAGACAAGGGCCAUUGUCCUAGUGCCGGCAACCAUAUGAGUUCCGCUGCCAGCCCUGGCCAGCUCAGCAGCGUGCUGACCUGCUGCCCCAGCCCCAGCAAUCCCGGCUGCAGGAGCUGGGGAGGCCUGCUGAUGGCGUGUCUGAAGAUGGGAGAGCAAGACAUGGGAGGAAGGAGAGUGAAGUUUUGGUUAAGACAUGGAGCCAGGCCAGCUCAUGAGACUGACAAAUCUGAAGAGACAGAAGAGGUCCAGCAGGAGGAGGAAGAGGGAAAACAUGGUUUGGGGAAAUGCAGUGCCUCACAAGCAGUGGAAUACGGUUCCCGAGGGAUUUUGGACAAGCGCAAAUUUUACAGAGAGUUAGAAGAGGCAGCUCAGAAACAGGGCAGGAUUGGCUAG
Messenger RNA from Vicugna pacos (alpaca), 1152 nucleotides. RefSeq names its product olfactory receptor 2A5. Gene Ontology annotation, cellular component: membrane. Gene Ontology annotation, biological process: G protein-coupled receptor signaling pathway. The record is from RefSeq and is a predicted model, not a curated record. Gene Ontology annotation, molecular function: G protein-coupled receptor activity; olfactory receptor activity. Lineage: Eukaryota; Metazoa; Chordata; Mammalia; Artiodactyla; Camelidae.